GGAUGGGAUGGAGCGAUGGAUGGAGCUGCUAGGAUUGCUCCGGCGGGAUGGCGGCGUGCGCCUAGCGGUGGAUUGGGUCGAUUCGGGGCAUUCUUCGCAGCUUUGGAUGCUGAUCCCCGAUCUUCUGGCGCGGGAGGUUGCGCUUCUGGACGGCAUCCAGGCUCGCAACUGCCUGUGGAUUGAAACACUGCCUAGCGCGAUGCAAGCUGAUGUGUUGACCUUUGUUUACCUGCGAUCCAAUCGCUUUCGGCCCAACGAUUUGCUGCUGCUUUCUAAGCGUCUGCUGGAGUGCGGUGAGAACUUGGAUUUUUGGGUGCGACGAGCAGCACAGACUCUUCUCGAAAAAUGCUCGCAGUCGUCGAAUUCUAAAGAAGCAUCAGACUUCGACGAGAUUCCGGACUUUCUAAAGAAGCAUAUGGAACCUGAAAGCCACGAAGCAAUGCUCAAAGAAGACGCGCAACAAGAAUUCAAUCCAGAAGACGAGGAGGACUACUGGAACUUAAAGCUAUCAGAUGAUACCACUCCUGAUCACGACUUGGAAAAAGAGGAAGACAGCAUCAGGAAUCGAUCUAGCUGAGAAGGCCCUGGGGUUAGAAGAAAUCUCUUGAGAACUUAACGAAAGUCGGGUGCGUCACUGGGGGAAAUGUAAGCGCUUGGCUGCAAAUCUAAAUCCAGGACAGCUUUUCAGGAGAGGAUGUAAAUUAUAAACAUGUUUAGAAUCGUAUGGCCUGGUUCA
Molecule: messenger RNA, 736 nt
Organism: Selaginella moellendorffii
Lineage: Eukaryota; Viridiplantae; Streptophyta; Lycopodiopsida; Selaginellales; Selaginellaceae
Exons: 3
Coding region: 8-577 (189 amino acids)
Biological process (GO): interstrand cross-link repair
Cellular component (GO): Fanconi anaemia nuclear complex
Source: RefSeq, a predicted model, not a curated record